UAAUAGGAGUAUAGGACAGUGGUACAUUAGAAUGAGUAGAGAGUGUUUUGUUGUUCACCUGUAAUGUAACAAGUAAGCUCCAGCACUGUCUUUUAUUCCCUUUAUUCUCUCUCUCUCUUUCCUUCCUUUGAUCCAUGGAAGCCUGUGAUCUCUUGUGAUAGUUGGUGUGUUGGGUAGGGAAGGGUUUGAAAGUGUCGUGUCUUCUAAGGAGCUUUCACUGCACGACGGUGGCCGAAUCUUCUUGCUUCUUUCUCUUUCCAAGAUAUCCUUUGAUUCAACUUUGGAUCUUCACCUCUGAUUUCCUUUCAUUUUUCGGUUUAUACACACUUGGGGUUUCCCCUCACCCAACUGUGUGCAACAACCACAAAGUGUAUACCGUGUGUUCUUCCUAGAGGGGGGAAAAAUGGCUACACUUUCAGAUAUUGGGGUUGCAGCUGGCUUGAACAUUUUGAGUGCAUUUAUUUUCUUUGUGGCAUUUGCUAUUUUGAGACUUCAACCUUUUAAUGAUCGGGUAUACUUCCCAAAAUGGUACCUGAAGGGUUUAAGAACAGAUCCUGUGCACGGAGGAGCGUUUGUGCGCAAGUUUGUCAAUUUAGAUUGGAGAUCAUACCUUAGGUUUUUGAAUUGGAUGCCAGCUGCACUUAGAAUGCCGGAACCCGAACUCAUUGACCAUGCUGGAUUGGACUCUGUUGUUUACUUGAGGAUUUACUUGAUAGGACUUAAAAUCUUUGUUCCAAUAGCAUUUCUGGCAUGGGCAGUUCUGGUUCCUGUCAACGCCACAAGUACCGGUCUAGAAAGCGCUGGUCGGGACAACAUAACUUCGAGUGACAUUGAUAAACUCUCAAUUUCAAACGUCCAUAGUCGAUCUGAAAGGUUUUGGGCACACAUACUAGUUGCUUAUGCAUUUACCUUUUGGACAUGCUAUAUUUUACUAAAGGAGUAUGAAAAAGUUGCCUCAAUGAGAUUGCAAUUUCUUGCAGCUGAAAAACGCCGACCUGAUCAAUUUACGGUGCUCGUUAGAAACAUUCCACCAGAUCCUGAUGAAUCUGUAAGUGAGCUUGUGGAGCACUUUUUUCUGGUCAACCAUCCAGAUAACUAUCUUACUCACCAGGUUGUUUAUAAUGCAAACAAACUUGCAAAGUUGGUUAAAAAGAAGAAGAAGUUGCAGAAUUGGCUUGUAUAUUAUCAAAACAAAGUUGAAAGAACUUCAGAAAGGCCUCAAAUAAAGACUGGCUUCCUUGGUCUUUGCGGAAACAAAGUAGAUGCUAUCGAUCAUCACAACACUGAAAUUGACAAACUGUCAAAGGAAAUAGCGUUAGAGAGGGAUAAUGUCAGCAAUGAUCCCAAGUCCAUCAUGCCUGCGGCAUUUGUUUCGUUUAAAACACGAUGGGGUGCUGCAGUUUGUGCACAAACCCAACAAACCAGAAACCCAACAAUGUGGUUGACAGAGUGGGCGCCAGAGCCACGUGACAUCUAUUGGUCGAAUUUGGCAAUUCCAUAUGUUUCCCUCACCGUGAGAAGGUUGAUCAUGGCUGUUGCAUUCUUUUUUCUCACCUUCUUUUUUAUGAUCCCAAUUGCAAUUGUACAAGGUCUUGCAAGUAUUGAGGGAAUCCGCAAAAGAGCACCAUGGUUAAAUCCUCUUAUUGAUAUUCCUUUCAUUAAGUCGUUCAUUCAAGGUUUUCUACCCGGUAUUGCAUUGAAGCUUUUUCUCAUCUUCUUGCCAACAAUAUUGAUGAUCAUGUCAAAAUUUGAAGGCUUUGGAUCUAUUUCAUCUCUGGAGAGAAGAGCAGCUUCUAGAUACUAUCUUUUCAAUUUUGUGAAUAUAUUUCUUGGGAACAUACUUACCGGAACAGCAUUUGAACAGCUGGACUCUUUCAUUCACCAACCAGCCAAUGAAUAUCCUAUUACAAUUGGCACUGCAAUUCCUUUGAAAGCAAGUUUCUUCAUCACUUAUAUAAUGGUUGAUGGAUGGGCUGGUAUAGCUGCAGAGGUUUUGAUGUUGAAACCCCUAAUCAUAUAUCACUUGAAGAAUUUUUUCUUGGUGAAGACUGAAAAGGAUAGGGAAGAGGCUAUGGAUCCUGGGAGUAUUGGCUUCAACACUGGAGAACCUCGAAUACAGUUGUACUUUUUGCUGGGUCUAGUCUAUGCUUCAGUUACACCUACUGUUCUUCCUUUCAUAAUAGUUUUCUUUGGGCUCGCCUAUGUUGUGUUCCGUCAUCAGAUUAUCAAUGUUUAUAAUCAAGAGUACGAGAGUGGUGCAGCAUUCUGGCCUGAUGUCCAUUUUCGUGUCAUUAUUGCACUGAUAGUGUCACAGAUAGUUCUGAUGGGACUCCUUACCACUAAAGAGGCUGCUUCAUCAACUCCAUUUCUAAUUGUACUCCCAGUACUGACGAUAUGGUUCCAUAUAUACUGCAAAGGCCGUUUCGAACCUGCAUUUGUUAGAUAUCCCUUACAGGAAGCGAUGAUGAAAGACACAUUGGAACGAGCUACAGAUCCCAACUUUAACUUGAAAGCUUACCUUCAGAAUGCAUAUGUUCAUCCAGUUUUCAAAGCUAGCCUUUUUGAUGAGGACGAAGAGGACGAAGAGGUAAUGAGUCUAAAGUUGGAAACUGAGAGUGUAACUGUGCCCACAAAACGGCAAUCAAGAAGGAACACACCAUUGGCUAGCAGAAUUAGUGGUGCAUCAUCUCCUUCUCUGCCUGAUCAUGGCAUCCGAAAUCAUAAUCCAGAGCCAUAAAUCAUGGACCAAGGAUUCAUAUCAUUGUUAUUGGACCGACCACAUAUGUAACAUACAAUGGGCUACACAUGCUUCCAGCAUAAACUGAGAGAAGCAAGCUAGUGUGAUCGGCACAAACUGUAAGGUAGAGAUUCUUUGAUAUAUUAUUAUUUCCGAUUUUGUUAAUAGUGAAUUUGUUCCCUUACACCACGGAAUGCUGUAAAUUAUCCCAGAACUUGUCAUGGUUUAGAUCGUGUGUAUAUUUUUUUCUUCUUUUUUUUACCUUAUGCUUUUCCUUCGGAUUCAGCUCAGUUUAUAUGAGGAAAAAAAGUGUGUUUGCACUUGUGCACGUUUUUAAGUUUUAACACAAUCAAUGAACGACUUUCCUUUACGUUUAA
Messenger RNA from Glycine soja, 3114 nucleotides. RefSeq names its product calcium permeable stress-gated cation channel 1-like. The record is from RefSeq and is a predicted model, not a curated record. The coding region runs from base 404 to 2737 and encodes 777 amino acids. Gene Ontology annotation, molecular function: calcium-activated cation channel activity. The transcript is spliced from 12 exons. NCBI's taxonomy places the organism in Eukaryota, Viridiplantae, Streptophyta, Magnoliopsida, Fabales, Fabaceae. Gene Ontology annotation, cellular component: plasma membrane.